Molecule: messenger RNA, 897 nt
Organism: Jaculus jaculus (lesser Egyptian jerboa)
Lineage: Eukaryota; Metazoa; Chordata; Mammalia; Rodentia; Dipodidae
Product: basic salivary proline-rich protein 2-like
Exons: 2
Coding region: 1-897 (298 amino acids)
Source: RefSeq, a predicted model, not a curated record
AUGCCCGCGCCAGGGGAUGGCCUGGAGUCCCAGCCCUCAGGUGGGUGCGACGCGCCUCCGCGAGCUCUGCCGUGGGUCCCUUCCUCAGAACCCGUCUUGGGGACGCAGAAGCCAGGGGUCCGUCUCUUGGCUCGACAGCCGCCUGCUCUGGCAUCCCACCCCGACCCUCACCCCAGGGACCGAUCCUCGAUCGUCUUUAAAGCGGGGAUCCCGGAGAGUAGGGUGCCGGGCCUCCGAGACCCUCCUCCGUCGGACCCGCAGGCGCACCCUCCCUUCCCUCCUUCCCGGGCGCCCACCCCGCGGCCUCGAGCAGGCCCCCGCAGCCCCGAGCCCGCAGCGGGGCGCGCACCGCGGUCUCCCCCCAGCGGCCGCGCGAGUCGCGGCGGGAGCUGGGCGCGGGGGCGGCCGCCCGGCGCCGUGCAACCCGCGGCCCCGCCCCGCCGGCAGGGCCGCCCCUCCGCGCCCGCCGCGCCGCGCCGCGCUCGGCUCAGACGGAGCAGCCGCCUCUGCAAUGUCAGCAGCCGCGGCGGCGGCGGCGGGGACGCGAGCGGCGGCGGCCCGGGCUCCGCGGUAGCCGCCAGCGCAACGCCGCGCAGCACCGCACAGCCCGGCCCGCGCCCCGAGCGAGUCUGCGGCCGCCUCCCGGGCGCCCCGGUGCGGGACUCGGAGCCCGCCCGGCCGCGGCCGCGUACAAAGGACAGCGGACACCGGCGUCCGCGGGCUGCGUGCGCCCAGGGACCGGCUCGGGGCGGCCAGCGGCGCCGCGGAUCCUGCACGCGCCCCCGCCCGCCCGCCCGCCCGGAGCCGGAAUCGGAGCCGGAGCGGGUCGGGCCGGAGCGGACCCGUCCUCGGACCGCCGCAAGCGGCCGCCCGCGGAGCCCGCCGGCGCGCGCCUAA